This is a messenger RNA of Meloidogyne enterolobii, 443 nucleotides long. The record is from the annotation of a GenBank genome assembly. NCBI's taxonomy places the organism in Eukaryota, Metazoa, Nematoda, Chromadorea, Rhabditida, Meloidogynidae.
CUACAAUGUUAUUGCCAACAAUAUUUUUGUUUACCUAUUUUAUAUCAUUUUGUCAUUCAUCAACUGUAGAGGAUUGUAACCGAUUAUACUCAUUUAAGGGAAAAUACAAUCCUAAAGACUGCGAAAAGUGUCUUAUAGACGCCGUACCUUGUAAAAAUUCUCUAGUAUAUUCACAAACAUGUACUGAUAAUCCAAAAGAAUUUAAAAGCAUAGCAAAUUGUGAAGGAGUAUAUUCUGAAUGUUCUACUGCCGAAGAAAAUAGUUGUAAAUCAAAACUGUGUGAUUGUUUAAAAGCAAUGAUUGACUGUCUGGUUCAAUGUGUACCGAAGAAUACUUCAGUAACAAAUAAAAAAGCUCGCUCACUUGGAGUUAUUGCUGAUUUUAGUAAACUUAUUGAAGAAAAUUUUGGUGAUAAGAUUACUGAAUUGAAAAAAGAAGAUUAG